ACGAGGCAGAAAACCUUGAAGAUGGACCCGAUCCAUCAGAUCUGAUUGGAUCUAAUUUAAUCUCGUGAUUGAUUAGAUUGAGAAAUUGUAACUUUGCGGAUUUGGCUGACGUUCUUUUUCCUUCCGAGCAGCCCUUCCGAGUGCAGCAACAGGUCCUUUUCGAGUUGAACAUGAGUUCUGUAGCCGGCCGAGUACUAGUCUAUGGAGGGAAAGGGGCUCUAGGGAGCAAAAUAGUCUCCCAUUUCAAAUCAUGCAACUGGUGGGUCGGCUCAGUGGACAUGAGCCGCAACGAAGAGGCCAAUGCCAAUGUGGUGGUGGCUCCCUGUGAGUCCUGGGCAGACCAGGAAGCCCUGGUGCUGGAUGGGGUGAGGGAUGUCCUGGAGCAGAAGAGGUUGGAUGCCAUCAUCUGCGUGGCAGGUGGUUGGGCAGGUGGCAAUGCCAGUGCCAACGACAUGGUGAAGAACGCAGACUUGAUGUGGAAGCAGAGUGUGUGGACCAGCGCCAUCUCUGCUAGACUGGCGUCUCUCUACUUGAAGGAAGAAGGGCUCCUUACCCUCACGGGAGCCAAGGCAGCCCUAGAGGCCACCCCAGGCAUGAUCGGUUACGGCAUGGCCAAGGCGGCCGUCCACCAGCUGGUCAAGAGUCUGUCGGCCGACAAGAGUGGAACUCCCAAGGACUCUGUGACCUUGGCCAUCUUACCGGUCACCCUGGACACCCCAAUGAACCGCAAGUUCAUGCCCAAGGCAGACUUCGGGUCUUGGACGCCCCUGGAGUUUGUGGCCAGUUUAAUGCUAAAGUGGGCGAGUGGCGAAGAUCGGCCCAAGAGCGGGAGCCUGGUGCAGCUGGUGACCAAAGAUGGCGCCACGGAGCUCAAGGUCGAGUGAAGCUGACUUCCCGAAAAAAAUGCCUACGAGUGUUCUCGGGUACUCUCUCACUGUUUUCCCGCAGUUACGUAUCACUCCUCCUGCCUUCCCCCAUGGUGCUUUUGUUUUUUAUAUUGUUGCGCAAAAAGUAAAGAGUUACUGUUUACUGAACAUGUUCCAGUGUCAGAAACAAGUGGUUAUCCCAGGGGCGAUUGUGUUCCGGUAUUUUACCGGAUUUCCGGUAUUUUCAUCUUGAAUUCCGGUAUCUUCAUCUUCGAAAAUACCGGAACUUCUAUAUUUUCAGGAAAACCCACUUUUGCAAAAUUUAGGGCGAUUGAUGAAAUGCCAAAAGUCCAAAUUGAAGACGUUUUGUUUGGUAUAAAGCUUAAGCUACGGUCAUGGUUUGUAAACUCUAUGGUAAUUAUCGAAGAACAGCUGGGGUGGGGGAUUGAAUAAAGGCUAGAUAAGAAGAAUCCUUGAAAAAUUUUAAGAAAUGAAAAAAAUUAAAAGAAUUUAAUUCUCUCCAUGCACAUGAACGUAUGAAGUUCAAUUAAAACUUCGAGUUUUAGCCCCAACAAAUAAUUAUGUAUGUAAAUUAUUAUAUACGUGUAUGUACACAUUAUAUAUACAUAAUAUAAUGUGUACAUACACGUAAUAUGUAUAUAUAUAUGCCCAUCAAAACACUUUUUCUUCUUGGAAAAAUUAAUCUUUAAUUCUCUCUUCGAGUUUUAGCCCCAACAAACAAUUAUGUAUAUAAAUGAUUUAUAUACAUAAUAUAAUGUGUACAUACACAUAAUGUGUAUAUAUAUAUGCCCAUCAAAACACUUUUUCUUCUUGGGGAAAAAAAAAGUUCAGGUAUUUUUUCAUGGAUUCACAAUCACCCCUGGGUUAUCCAUGAUGACCACUUAUAAAAUCUUGUGUUUGAAUCAAAUCAUAAAUCAAAUUUAAAUUCUAAUCACAUGACAUCGAACACUGUUUUAACCAGGGCAUAUUUUAAGGAAAUUUGACUGUGUGGGCAACUCCAACUUCCUCGGAACGGGGGGGGGGGGGGUGAUUGUAAAUGUGCGGUUUGUGUUAGUUGAAUAAUCGUCAAAAAAGAGUCGGGGUGUGAAAAUUGGAAUCGGGGAAAUUAUUGCUAAUGGUCGUUUUGUUCGAUAGGAAUAGAGUGUAAAGAACAUAAACUCUGUGACUCGGCGUUUAAAAUAGUUCAAACAGUCACUGAGUUUUUGAAUUUUUAAAAUUUCAUUCAUUAUAAUACAACCAUUCAUUUUCAUUUUAAUACAACCAAAUUCAACAACAAAAAAAAAAAAAGGAAAAUGUAGGUGGGCAAUUUUAUUUGAGUGUGGGGCCAAUUUUAUUAUAUUAGUGUGGGGCCAUGACUGUGUGGGCAAUUGCCCAAAAAAAAAAAAAAAAAAAAAAACAUUAAAAUAUUCCCUGGUUUUAACUAUACUGUUUCUAACACUGUUCGUUAGACCCUCUCUGAUCAGAUGAUGUUGAUGAAAUUUUUUUCUAAAUUUCCCUCAUUUUAGUGACAUGUCUCUUACUUUGAGCUCUACAAUCUUUUCAAUUCUUACUUCUAAAGUUUGGUGAUAUACUAAACGUGUCAAAGAAAAAAAAUCUUACUGAUUGUAAUAACAUUUUCUUUUGAAUCUCCACAACUCUUAUUUCUUGAGUCGGGUCGACAAGUCUUUGUUAAUGAAAUAAUCUUACAUUUGAACUGAAAUUUCCUAUUUCUUACACUUUAUAUGAAUAACUUUUUUUUCCUUUUUAAAUGUCCCACGAUAUAUUUAGUGCCAACUUCCCUUUUGAUGUCAGAAACUGCUUCAAUGUUUGAGCUUUAUCUGUGAUAAAUGUUUGAAUAACAGUUUCCUAGCAAUAUUUCUCAAUGUGGUUAAACUUAAAAAAGCCAACUUCUGUUAAAUUUAAUCCUGUUCACCCGAUUUUCAAUGUCCUUUUGACUAAUGUUACCAUUAAAAAAAAAACUUUAAUCAUCGAGCAGGGCCCAAUACAGGCUGAUUUUGCUACCGUUUCUCGGUAGCUUCACAAAAAUCUUGUUUUGAAAUAGGUACUUUCACAAAAAUCAAGUAGUGAAAUCAGUGGCUUCACAAAAACAUCAAAAAUUUCAAAAAUUCACAUUUUAAAAUAUAAAAUUUAUUUCUCUGUUUAAAACAAAAUUUACUCAUAAAAUAACAUUCUAAGCAGGUUUAUAUGAACAAUCGCUUAAAUAGAAACCUUUUUGUGGUAUUUUAACUCAUUUUAGCUGUUUCUCGCCAAAGUGUAUUUAUGCAAUAGUAUCGCAAUCUUUCAACAUCUGUUUUGGGAAACCGUUUUUUCUCAUAAUUUCAUGUAUUAUACACAGUACAGAGCCCAUUAAGCUAAAACUAAUAUGGUAUUUUUGGUACUUCUUAGGUUUUUAGCUCCCCCCCCCCCCAAAAAUGAAACCUGUUAAAAAUAAUACUAGAUGACAUUUACACUUUCGGAACUAAAAUUUCACUUAUUCUACUUCUCUUUUACAAAAAUGAGGAUGCUUCUUUAUAAAAUUUCACAAAAACAGUGCUAAUGAUGAAAAAAACUUUCACAAAUAUAGAAUGAUGCAAUACUUUUACAAAAAUAGGUAGCGAGAAAAAAAUCCUGGAUUGGCCCCUGUCGAGUAUCAUACUUUAUUGAGUUUGAAUAGGAUUUUAACAAUGAGUCAAUUUUGAUAAAAUCAAAAAUCAGGGCAAUAUGUCUACUAGAAUAUUCAUGAACUAUAACUCAUGUCAUUAUCUGUAAAAAAAAUUUCUGAAAUGAUUAGAAACUUUUUAUAACAAUGCUUGUUACUCAGGUAUAAGGUCAAAAAUAAAUGAUCAAAGUAAAUGCAAGAAAUAUUUUUGUAGUUUGAUUGCACAA
Uloborus diversus is the source of this 3752-nucleotide messenger RNA. It is a transcript of the gene Dhpr, whose product is annotated as dihydropteridine reductase-like. The record is from RefSeq and is a predicted model, not a curated record. Lineage: Eukaryota; Metazoa; Arthropoda; Arachnida; Araneae; Uloboridae. Gene Ontology annotation, cellular component: cytoplasm. Gene Ontology annotation, molecular function: NADPH binding; 6,7-dihydropteridine reductase activity; NADH binding. The transcript is spliced from 5 exons. Gene Ontology annotation, biological process: tetrahydrobiopterin biosynthetic process; L-phenylalanine catabolic process. Bases 171 to 884 code for a protein of 237 amino acids.